This is a messenger RNA of Lindgomyces ingoldianus, 646 nucleotides long. RefSeq lists its product as uncharacterized. The coding region runs from base 129 to 515 and encodes 128 amino acids. The transcript is spliced from 2 exons. Lineage: Eukaryota; Fungi; Ascomycota; Dothideomycetes; Pleosporales; Lindgomycetaceae. The record is from RefSeq and is a predicted model, not a curated record.
UAUAAAGAUCAUCGCUAUCACCACGAGAUCAUGGCUUGUUCGACAUCGCCUUUCCACCUUCCCAAGAUACAUCACCCAUUUACAAGCUCGUUGACACUUCUGGUUGUUUUUGUGUCCUAGUUCUCAUCAUGUCUGUUCUAUCUACACUGCGCCAGCGUAAAUUUGAAAUGCGUUCCUUCCUCGGUUCGUCUCUCGGUGAAACCGAGCUUCCACCUACACGGAGCUCGAAGAAUACCACAAUCGAAUCCUGCACCACCGCACCUCCUUUGCCAAUGUCUCCCUUAGACUCGAUCACUUCCACGACCAUGUCGAGUCUACCCUACUCAGUUCUAGGACAACUUGCCGCGGAUAAUGGUGGAUAUCAAGACCAUCCCUACGCACCUACGGAUGGACCAGAAACGAAACGGCCAUGGUACUGCUCAGAAUGCCAGGAUGGGCCUAUCGGCUAUUGGCUGAAUGUGUGCAUAAAGUGCAGCCACCAAAGAUGCUCUAGUUGCUCCGAAGAUCGAUCAUGAGGUUAACACCUACUUUAAGCUACUCUUCGAUGGUGUGAAGUCCUUAUUCCUCCUGCCGACGGCCGACACGAGCGUUUUCAAGUGGCUAAACAAUAUUGAUUUCACUUGGGGAUUUCAGUUACUGUAUUGUC